GUCUCGUCGACUUGCGUAUUUGUAAACCGCCUCUUUUAAUCCACUGUCUUUGAGCGCUGUUCUCUUUCACCCGCGGCGCUCAUCAAGCUCUCUCGCACGCCUUUGAGUUUUCACCCUCCUCGAACAUCCGAAAGGACCUUCGACUCGGGCCCUGCCCUGUGUUAUCGCCGCAAAGAUUUCUGCACGGCUCCGACUCGUUGCGCGGGAGUUCAGUCGCAAUCUCAAGGCUCUGAUACCGCGAAAGCCGUCUUAUAUAACCUCUCGUUACCAUGGAUCAUUCUCGGGAUCCAUGUCCUUGGGUCGCGCUAUCCGACUUUGGCGGUGCAUUCUCCAUGGGUGCUUUGGGAGGCACACUAUGGCACGGUAUUAAAGGUUUCAGAAACUCUCCCUACGGUGAAAGACGGAUAGGCAUGAUCACAGCCAUCAAAGCACGAGCGCCAGUUACGGGCGGCAACUUCGGUGUUUGGGGUGGUAUGUUCAGCACAUUCGACUGCGCAGUCAAAGGAAUCAGAAAGAAGGAGGAUCCUUAUAAUUCGAUCAUUGCCGGCUUUUUCACAGGUGGUGCCCUCGCCAUCAGAGGGGGCUACAAGGCGGCAAGAAAUGGAGCCAUUAUGUGUGCCAUCUUCUUAGCAGUUAUUGAAGGCGUUGGAAUUGGUAUCCAGCGGUUAAUGGCCGAAAACACACGGCUCGAUCUUCCUCCUCCUGGAGCACCCUCAGAAUCCGGACGUGUGGCAGCGUGACUGGAAAUGGCUACGACUCCACAUUUCAUCUAGAGGUCUUUUGGAUUCAGUCCGAACGACACAGCUUUACUCGUUUCUCUACUCCUCGAGGUCUCAACUUCUCUUCAUGUUGAAGGGGUUCUGUGCAUAGCGGGCGUAUGGACACACAGAUUCAAUGAAGAUUCGAUUCGGGUCUAACAACAGGCCGAAGAGGGCCUGCAGAAUGGUUGCAGAUGCUCGGUAGUCUGCAAAAAACAAGCAGCACCAUGAGACAGUGCUGUCGGGUUGGACUUGAAGUGAGAGGUGCUCAAUUUCACGUACAACGCUGUAAUAUAUGUCUGAUGAUAGAGUGUGGUUGUAUCCAGAGGCUAAGGUAUUCGACGCAAUACGGUUUCAGUCACUGGCAAAUUCACUACUACUUCUGUUCCUUCUCAGUCAUCCUCCAGCUGGAUAUUGUAGAAUGAGGCUCUCUGACACAGACUCCUAUAAAUACAUAGGUUUCGCCUACAAUGCAACGACGACG
Messenger RNA from Exophiala xenobiotica, 1242 nucleotides. Its product is annotated as mitochondrial import inner membrane translocase subunit tim17. The record is from RefSeq and is a predicted model, not a curated record. Gene Ontology annotation, biological process: protein import into mitochondrial matrix. The transcript is spliced from 3 exons. The coding region runs from base 270 to 740 and encodes 156 amino acids. Lineage: Eukaryota; Fungi; Ascomycota; Eurotiomycetes; Chaetothyriales; Herpotrichiellaceae. Gene Ontology annotation, molecular function: transmembrane protein transporter activity. Gene Ontology annotation, cellular component: mitochondrial inner membrane; TIM23 mitochondrial import inner membrane translocase complex.